Molecule: messenger RNA, 1374 nt
Organism: Symbiodinium natans
Lineage: Eukaryota; Dinophyceae; Suessiales; Symbiodiniaceae
Source: the annotation of a GenBank genome assembly
AUGGCUGCCCGGAUUGACGUCAGCGAUUCAUGCAUGUCUGCGUGGCCACAUGAGUAUGACCGAAGUCGCGGGGCAGAGCUUUGUAGCAACGUUCGGAUUCCUCGAAAGUUUGAGGAUGCCGAGGUGGAAAACAAACAUCGCGCUCGGGAGUUGCUAGAUCGAGCACUUCAAAACAGGAGAGAUCGAAAGCAACAGGAGGCCACUCAACAGCGUCAACAUCGCCAACGCGUUCUGCUGGACCAGCUUUGCAACAAGUGUUUCACAAAGGAACUCGCCGCAGAUCCUGUUCCAGGAGAAACGUUCUGGAAGCGUCACGCGUUUUCUGCACGAGCUAGACAUCAUGUUGAGGAUCCUCGGGAAAGCGUUCAUGUGUCUGUUCGCAAAUCACAGCUUUAUCGCGAGCUCGCUCGGCGAGCUCCGGCACAUGUAGAUGAUUCGAUCAGAGCCGUUCUUGGUGAUGAGGCAAUGAGGGACGAGCCAUCCGCACACCCUGCAAGAUCGUUCGUGGGCAUCGAGAGCGAAGCCUUUGAGGUUAGCUAUGACUUGAGGGAGCCUUAUGUCAUGGCUUACAACAGCGCAUCGGCAGGCAUCCAGCGCCAGGAAAAGUGGAGCUCGCACGGUGAGCUCGCCAGGAGCGUCAAGUUUCCAAAGGUCAGGGUUCGACAUGGCCAUGAUGAGACGGAGCUCAAGAUGGCGAAUUCUGCAGAAAUCCUGGACAACCUAGCAGGGGGUGGUGCAGGCAUUGCCCACAAGAUCUUGGAUCUGAGGGAGCGAGGUGCCCCGUGGGACCACAUCAGUCAGUUUGCUGCCAUGGCCCAGGCGGCCGCGUUUGAGAUGCCCAAGGAGAUGGCUCUCAAAGUGGUGGCGUGCCUUGCAGAGGCCGCAGCAAAUGCCGAGGAAGAUGCGUCACCUCAUGCGACCGACGGGCCAACGCAACAUGCGCAGGCUUCUGCGGCUUCUGAGCACCUUUGCAACUGUGCGAUGUCCGUGCUGGCAUCUGCCGCGGCAAGAGCUCGAGAUGCUCACGAUGUGGAGUUCCCUCUUUGUGGACUUGAAGUCAUUGCAAAGACUGGCCUCGGGUGGGCAGCCUUCUCGAACAUGUUCUUGGUCGCAAUCUUUUCGCAGUUGCAGCGCUCUCAUCAGGAGGCAAACCUGCAGAUGUCCUGGGAAGCAGCAGACCGAGUCAGCAAGGUGUUUUGUUGGGCUGCGGACCGCCAUGGAGACCUUGUGGGCAAAUUGGCACCUGCAGGUAGACGAGUUGCGAGGGCUGCACAUCGGGCGCUGAGUGGAGACGUGCAGCAGAAUGAGGAUACAGGCAUGCUAGCAAAGCUGGCUCUGCUUGAAAGCCUUGCCGCAAGACCAUCCAUUACAUAG